Branchiostoma floridae (Florida lancelet) is the source of this 1670-nucleotide messenger RNA. RefSeq names its product protein arginine N-methyltransferase 8-like. The record is from RefSeq and is a predicted model, not a curated record. Bases 178 to 1236 code for a protein of 352 amino acids. Gene Ontology annotation, cellular component: nucleus. Gene Ontology annotation, biological process: peptidyl-arginine methylation. The transcript is spliced from 10 exons. Lineage: Eukaryota; Metazoa; Chordata; Leptocardii; Amphioxiformes; Branchiostomatidae. Gene Ontology annotation, molecular function: protein-arginine N-methyltransferase activity.
GGCGUUGCCUGCGGACAAAGUGACAACUAGGUCAGACAACCCCAUUCAACCGGAUCAACCCUGCCCAUAAUUCGUCUCUUUCCAUGCGGUAUAAAGGACAGACAAGCAAGCUGUUGACAUUUACUUGCAGAAUUUUCACAGGAAGUACAGAACAGGGUAUACUUGUGGGGAAGCACCAUGAACAUCAUUAAAAACGAAUUCACCUACGGCGAACAUGAAGACCACUUCUUCAACCAAGGAUUCAAUGCAUACUGCAGGCCAGAUAUCCAACAGGGCAUGUUAGAGGACGAAGUCCGCACAAAGUUUUACCGAGACGCCAUCUACAACAACAAACACCUCUUCAAGGACAAGAUCGUCAUGGAUUUUGGAUGUGGAUCUGGUAUUUUGUCCAUGUUUGCUGCAAAAGCCGGAGCGAAGAAAGUUUUUGGGGUUGAGGCGAGCAACCUUGCUAAAACAACGAAGAAAAACGUGAAGAAGAAUGGACUCGACCACAUCAUUACGAUCUUGGAGGGAAAGGUCGAAGAGAUUGAGCUUCCCGGGGUCGACAAAGUGGACAUCCUGCUGAGCGAGGUUAUGGGCGUGGGGCUGAUCCACGAGGGCACGCUGCAGUCUCUGGUCAUCGCCAGAGACAGGUUUCUGAAACCUGGUGGUAUCCUGUUUCCUGACAAGAAUACACUCUACAUAUGUGCAAUCGAAGACAAGAAGAUGCACGACAAGCAUGUCACAUAUUGGAAAGAUGUGAAUGGAUAUGGGAUGAAUGCAAUGGCAGAUGCUUCCAAGUCCUACGCCUGGCACCAUCCAAUUAGACCCCAGCAACCUGUUACCGACUACUAUACGCUCAGGGAAUACGACUGGAACACCUGCAAACUGGACGACAUUUUCUUCGCCUCGUCGUUCAAGCUGAAGUGCAACAGGAAGGACACGGUCCACUCUUUAGCGGUCUUCUUCGACUGCGAGUUCAGCGCGUGCUCCACCAAGACGGUUCUGUCUACAGGCCCAGAAGCCCCUAUGACACAUUGGAUGCAGCUGACGUGUCACCUGGAUGAGCCUGUUGAGGUGGACAAGGGCGAAGAACUGGAGGGAACAUUCGCUGCUAAAGCAUACAACGGAAGAGACCUGGAGUUCAACAUAGACAUGAACUUCAAGGGGACACUGGGAUCCACUAAAUUGUCCCGGGAGUUUUACUUCUACUGGGGCCUGAGCUCUCAGAUGCCAUACAAAGAAGACGAACAUUGAUAUUUUUGAGACGAGAAAGGUCUUAUUAAUUCAAGACAAUGGUGUUAACUUUCGUGAUUGAGCGAUUAUUUAGCAACAGAGAUAAACGCGAGUAUAUCUUAUUCUCUCACAUUAUUGGAAUCUUAAUACUGUAUCACAUAUAGUAACAAAACAUAAUAUUUCAGACAUAUAUGACCACUAACAAAUUUCACCAACAGCGUCUCCAUGAUGCUACACAUAUGUGAUAUGCAUUUGGCUACAAGUUAGAUAUAUAACGUCCAAACAAGCUUGGCGAUGGACGGACUACCAGCUUGUCAGUUUCCACGCACACAGAGGCUCCAGGAAAUUUCACUGUAAAAUAACCACACUACGACCAGCAGAUGUUAUAGUUGGGAUCUUGAUUGUUAUACCGUAUCAUUAAGCAUUUCAAUAAAACAUUCAUUGAUUUACAUAAA